AAGAUUGCACCGGAAGUUCUCAUCUUUGACAUCGGGAUCGAAAACUCUUCUGUCGUUCUGACAGUUCAACAGUUCCGUUAUUUUUUAACGUCUUUCUUCACCAUGGGUACACUGAUAGAAUCAUAUGAACAACAAUAUUCAAGCUUAACAGCAGACAUCACCUUUAACAUAGGAAGAAUAUCAAAUACACAUGGAGCUGAAAGACAAGUACACAUCAGACAAGCAGAGAAGUUAUUUGAUGAGGCAACAGAAUUGCUUGAGCAGAUGGAACUUGAAGUUAAAGAUUUACCCCUGAAAGACAGACAGAAAUACAACACUAGAGUUAAAAGUUACAAAGCAGAACUCUCCAAAUUACAGAAAGAUAAUAAACGAGCCAAACUUGGGAUAGACAGCAGUAGAGACGAGCUUCUAGGAGAUGACACACACGACUCCGAAGAUCAGAGACAGAGGCUCCUAGACAAUACUGAGACAUUAGACAGAGCCUCCAGGCGACUGGAACAUGGAUACAAAAUCACGCUAGAAACAGAACAGAUUGGUGCCCAAAUCAUGGAAGAUCUUCAUAAUCAAAGACAGACAAUAAAUAGGUCUCGGCAUAGAAUGGAAGAAAUGAACACAAACCUUGGAAAAAGCUCUCGUGUUUUAUCAGGAAUGAUGAAAAGAAUUAUACAGAAUCGUCUGCUCCUCCUGGUGAUCUGUGCUGUCUUGGUUGUGGUGGUUGUGUUGGCCAUAUACUUCAUGGUGAAGAGGAAGUCAUGACAACAGCUCCCUGCUAGGGGACUUUAGGGUCAUUAGUGCAAUCUCUUCAAAAUUUCAGUGAGGAUAUUUUGGAAUGUACUUUUCAGUCUUUAAAGAUCAGUGCCAUGUUACUUGUUUUGAGAAACCUAAAUAUGAGGUUUUGAAAUAAAAAUUAAUCAAAAUAAUUUAAAGGGCAUUGAGAAAUUCAAAAUUUUAACUUGGAAUGCUGCAAAGUCUUAUACCAGGAAGGUAAAUUUUUGGGGUGUAUUUGAGAUUUUAUUCAAUGGAGAUUUGAAAAUAGAUGCAUGACUUAAUGGUUUUUUAUCCAGUGUUUUAAUUUUAUUUUUUUACAAGAAAUGGACACAUGCAAGCUACUUUUAACUAAAAUUUGUAUAACAUUUUGAUGUAUAACUUGAUUUAUAUACAUUAUUUAAGUAUCAAUUAAUGUCAAGUUUGAGCUAGGAUAUACAGUUUUUUUACAUCAAUAUUGCAUAAUGAAGCUCACAACUCAGGAUGCAAACUUUUUAUUCUAAAAAAAAUUACCAUUGUGACUUGAUGGACCAAGACUGUAAAUUUGAGACAUGGAAAAUAAUAACUGCCACAGGGAGGAAAAUCAUGUAUGCAUCAAUCGUGUUUCAAUAAAUAAAAAAUGAAAACAAUUUUUUACUUUACCCAGAGUUUUUCAAUUAAUAUCUACCUAACUAAGUUUGGGAUUUCCAAUUUUUUUUUUAUAUAAAUAAAUUCAGUAAAAUAACUUCCUACGGGUAUUAGGAUGGACCCACCUUACAAAUACCCGGUAAAUUAAUCAUAAAAAUUGACUGAUUCAUGCAUUCCUUUCUGCUCUAAUUGAUAAGUCUUUGUUAAUUAAUGAUGUUUCAUGAUAUAUAGUAAAUAAUUUAAAACAAAUUAAAUGUAAGUAAAAUGUCCAUUUUUUACUGCGAUUUCUUCCUUCACAUAAAAAAAAAAUUAAUUUUACUAGAUAAAUAAAAGCAGAAAAAAUAAAAUUUUCACAAAUUAUGUCAAUGCUAAAAUUAAAUGCCUUGUAUUCAUGGAGAACUUUCUGUAGACAGAUUAAACAACUUUACUAUUCCGGGGAAUGACCUUAGAAAAAAGUAUACAUUUACAAGUAUAAUAUUUUUGUCAUAUAAUAAUAGUCAGAGAUUCACCAAGCAUAGAGAUUCAAUGUAAUUGAUCCUUAGAAUCAUUAUUUAGCUGAUACAUGUACUGGGCUAUUUCAAAAUUGUUAAUAUGUGUAAAAAACAUUUUAAUUGUACAUUAUGAAUGUUUUGAGAUGUCCCCUAACAUUGGUAGAAGAAUAGUCUCUAGUCAUCCUGAAUAUUUCAAUCAUUUAAUCUUGAUGUUAUGGUUAUAUAUUUGAAGGUUAGGUUAAUACAUAAAUGUCUGUAAAUGAUGUAAACCUUACUCUAAUGUGUUCACUAAUUUAUUUAGUAUUCUGACGGUAACUUUAUUGAUUACAGGCAACUGCUUUUGUAGGUUUUAUUUGUGGCUUGAUUUCCAUAAAAUAUCAACCACAGGCACUCUCAGUUAUUUCAAUUAGACAUAAGGCUUUAAAAUUAUCUUGGAACAAUACAGUAUUGUUCAUGUCCUUUAAGACUAGAAAGGAGACAUAUAUGGUGUAAAAAAAAAACCCAACAACAUAGAACUUACUAAUACUAUACAGUUGAACUUGGUUAUCUGGAACACUGAUAUCAAAUACCAGGGAUAUGUCCAAAUUAUUUGGCAGUCUCAAAUACUUGUUCUCUAUGUAAUUAUUUAAUGAUCUCAAAUUCUCAGCUAUUUUUAAUUUAAAUUUUGUCCUUUUGAAGUUAAAAAUAAUAAGGUUUGACUGUAAUUUGAAGUCAGAAAUAAAACAUACUUAAUAAUCUAGCAUUCCAAUUUUUUCAUAUUUCUAAGUGUACUGCAAAAUUUAUUGAUCUAUU
This is a messenger RNA of Saccostrea cuccullata (small rock oyster), 2675 nucleotides long. Its product is annotated as vesicle transport through interaction with t-SNAREs homolog 1A-like. The transcript is spliced from 8 exons. Gene Ontology annotation, biological process: retrograde transport, endosome to Golgi; intra-Golgi vesicle-mediated transport; intracellular protein transport. Bases 103 to 756 code for a protein of 217 amino acids. Gene Ontology annotation, molecular function: SNARE binding; SNAP receptor activity. The record is from RefSeq and is a predicted model, not a curated record. Gene Ontology annotation, cellular component: Golgi apparatus; endoplasmic reticulum membrane; SNARE complex. Lineage: Eukaryota; Metazoa; Mollusca; Bivalvia; Ostreida; Ostreidae.